UCCAGCUUUCUCAAGCCAGCUCCAAGUAUUCUUCUCUUUCCUCCCUCGACUUAAUCUUGAGCUUCAAUUUGAGUGCGUAGCUGGCAUCAAUGGCUUCAGUUGAGGAAAUUAGAAACGCUCAACGUGCCAAGGGUCCGGCCACCAUCCUAGCCAUUGGCACAGCUACUCCCGACCACUGUGUCCACCAGUCUGAUUAUGCUGAUUACUAUUUCAGGGUCACUAAGAGCGAGCACAUGACUGAGUUGAAGAAGAAGUUCAAUCGCAUAUGUGACAAAUCAAUGAUAAAAAAGCGUUACAUUCAUUUGACCGAAGAAAUGAUUGAGGAGCAUCCAAACAUUGGUGCUUAUAUGGCUCCAUCUCUUAACAUACGCCAAGAGAUUAUCACGGCUGAGGUACCUAAGCUUGGUAAGGAAGCAGCAUUGAAGGCACUUAAAGAGUGGGGCCAACCAAAGUCCAAGAUCAUCCACCUUGUAUUUUGUACAACUUCAGGUGUAGAAAUGCCUGGUGCUAAUUAUAAACUUGCUAAUCUCUUGGGUCUUGAAACUUUAGUUAGAAGAGUUUUGUUGUGCCAUCAAGGGUGCUAUGCAGGUGGAACUGUCAUUCGAACCGCUAAGGAUCUUGCAGAGAAUAAUGCAGGAGCAUGA
This is a messenger RNA of Vitis riparia (riverbank grape), 644 nucleotides long. RefSeq names its product stilbene synthase 5-like. NCBI's taxonomy places the organism in Eukaryota, Viridiplantae, Streptophyta, Magnoliopsida, Vitales, Vitaceae. Bases 90 to 644 code for a protein of 184 amino acids. The transcript is spliced from 2 exons. The record is from RefSeq and is a predicted model, not a curated record. Gene Ontology annotation, molecular function: acyltransferase activity, transferring groups other than amino-acyl groups. Gene Ontology annotation, biological process: polyketide biosynthetic process.